GGGAGACAGAGAGAGAGAGAGAGGUGUAACUGAAGGUUGGGAGUGAACGCUGAGGGAACGUUUGACUACUGUUGUGUGGAUUGAACAUUCAGAAAAAGAACACUGACAGCAACAGAUCUGAGCAACUGAACAGUGCAGUAUAAUGUCUAAAGGUCCACAGGACUCCAAUAUGGAGCAGUUUCGGCUGCAGAGGAGAGGAGAACACCUGCCAUAUCAGAUUUUCCCGGAGCCAUCAGAGCAGGUGUCAGGUGAGCAGUUGUCAGGCGGAGCGGCGCGGUGUAUGGAGCGUCUGCCAUCUAUUGUGGUGGAACCGUCAGAGGAAAGUGAAGAGAAGAGCGGAGAGCUGCUGUGGACUCUAAAGACACAAAACUCCAUCGAUGAAGAGGAAGACCCUUUCCAAGAUCACUGUUACCCCAACAACACCCAUCAGGGCGAGCAGUGUGACAUGGACGGAGUUCCUCUCUGUAAGCGUUCAUCGUUACCUGGCGCAGGUGUACUGAUGGACUACAGCCGACUGACUCCACCCCCUUCACCUACAUCAUCAGACGCAGCUCCGCCCUAUUUCCGAAGCUGAACGCUGUAUUUACACUUAUUCAUUAUAAUGCUGCCCACAGAUAUCAAAUACUGUAUCUGUGUUGUGUAUUUUGAUAUCAAGGAAAACAAAAGAUUUGAUUGGAUGAAAACAAUAUAAAUGACUAUUUACGGCGUGACUUUAUUUUAGAAAGUCUCUUGUGUGUCAUAUAUAUUUACAUGCAUAUGGUCAUGAAUUUUGAGUGAUGUUCCCAUAUACUGAAACAUAAUGACUUACUGCUUAUCUCAUUUGAACAGAUGCAGAAUCACACACUCCACUGCCUUGACAUUUAUACAACAUAAUUAUGUAUGGACCGUAGAAAAAGGAAGUGUGGUUUAUCUCAUUGUAUCACGGUUAAUAUGUGUUAAUUAAUACUUUAUUUGAAAUGUUAUUUUUGCACUCAGUUUGUGUUUUGAAUGUGAAAAUGAGUGAUUUGUCACAGAGAAUAUCUUUCCUACGCAGCUGAUUUUGCCCAAUAA
Messenger RNA from Myxocyprinus asiaticus (Chinese sucker), 1050 nucleotides. Its product is annotated as protein LBH-like. Lineage: Eukaryota; Metazoa; Chordata; Actinopteri; Cypriniformes; Catostomidae. Gene Ontology annotation, cellular component: nucleus. Bases 143 to 574 code for a protein of 143 amino acids. The transcript has 4 exons. Gene Ontology annotation, biological process: positive regulation of DNA-templated transcription. The record is from RefSeq and is a predicted model, not a curated record.